Enterobius vermicularis (human pinworm) is the source of this 1980-nucleotide messenger RNA. NCBI's taxonomy places the organism in Eukaryota, Metazoa, Nematoda, Chromadorea, Rhabditida, Oxyuridae. The record is from the annotation of a GenBank genome assembly.
AUGGCAGCAGCUACAGUCGCAACAGCAGCAACAGGUUUAUCUCCAUCUUAUCCGAUGGCGUCGCUUUACGUCGGCGAUUUACAUCCGGAAGUCACUGAAGCGAUGCUCUUCGAAAAGUUCAGUACUGCGGGCCCUGUACUUUCAAUCCGAGUUUGUCGUGAUGCAAUUACCAGACGUUCUCUGGGAUAUGCAUACGUGAACUUUCAACAGCCUCCUGAUGCCGAACGUGCUUUGGAUACUAUGAAUUUUGAUAUGAUGUAUGGUAAACCCAUUCGCAUUAUGUGGUCACAGCGCGAUCCGUCCAUGAGGCGUUCAGGAGCUGGGAAUAUAUUUAUUAAAAAUCUGGAUAAGAGUAUCGACAAUAAAGCGAUAUAUGAUACGUUCUCAAUGUUUGGGAACAUACUGAGUUGCAAAGUAGCCACUGAUGAAGACGGGAAUAGUAAAGGGUAUGGCUUUGUUCACUUUGAAACAGAAGAGUCCGCUCAAAAAGCAAUCGAGAAAGUUAACGGGAUGCUUUUGGAAAAUAAGAAAGUAUACGUUGGCAAGUUCCAACCGCGUGCCACACGUAUGCGUGAAAUGGGUGAAACGGCACGUCGUUUUACAAAUGUAUUCAUCAAGAAUUUUGGCGAAGAGUUGAAUAAUGAAAGCUUGCACAAAUUGUUUUCGAAAUUUGGUGAAAUCACAAGCUCAACCAUUAUGACUGAUACCGACGGAAAGUCUAAGGGUUUUGGAUUUGUAGCGUUCAAGAACCCUGAGGAUGCAGAAAAAGCUGUUAACGACAUGAACGAUUACGAAUUGCCGGGAACUGAUCGUAAGCUUGUGGUUUGCCGUGCGCAGAAGAAAACGGAGCGUACAGCAGAACUUAAACGGCGUUACGAACAGCAAAAGACUGAAAGGAUGCAGCGUUAUCAAGGAGUAAACCUGUAUGUGAAGAAUUUGGAUGAUACCGUCGAUGACGAAGUUCUCAGACAAAACUUUGAAAGUUACGGGAAAAUUACUAGCGCGAAAGUGAUGUGUGAUGACAAUGGCAGGUCUAAAGGAUUCGGGUUUGUGUGCUUUGAGAAACCAGAUGAGGCAACCAAGGCCGUUACGGAAAUGAAUGGAAAGAUGAUGUGCACAAAACCGCUUUACGUUGCGUUGGCACAACGGAAAGAGGAUCGUAAAGCCCAACUGGCAUCUCAGUAUAUGCAGAGGUUGGCGUCAAUUAGGUUACAUAAUGGUGGUGGUGUUCCCGGCGCGAUGUAUACCCCCGGUGCUAGUGGGUUUUUCAUGUCUUCAGCUCUGCAGAAUCAGCGUACCGCAUUCAUGCCUGCUGCCACGAUUCCCGGAACACAACUUCGGGCUUCUGCUCCACGUUGGAGUGCUUUGGGAGCUACUGCGGGAUUUGGUGUGCAAUCACCAUAUAUGGUUCAAAGUGGCGGGUAUGGUCAGGCAGGUCGUACUACAACCAGAGGGGCAAGUGGUGCAGGAUCUGCACUUCGUUCUCAACAGGCGCAGUUUGGUGGUGCAAAUGCAGGUGGGACAAGACCUAAUCCACAGGCCCAAAGGAUCGCUGGUGGCAGUGUUGUACCAGGACAAGCUUCAGCACGUUCUCAACAAAUUCCGGGGGGAAGACAAGGUCAGGGAGGCAAACCUGUCCAGGGUUCACAGCAGAUUUAUUCUACUUCUUAUGGGAUGAUGAAUGGUCGACCUGGCCAAGUGGCACAACAGAGCAGCAUCGUUGUUCAAGGUCAGGAACCACUUACCACGCAGAUGUUGUCACAGGCUCCACCACAGGAGCAAAAACAAAUGCUGGGUGAACGAAUCUACCCUCUGAUCGGUCGCAUCUGUCAAGGCACUGACGUGGGGAAAAUAACCGGUAUGAUGCUUGAAAUGGAUAACUCAGAGUUGCUAAUGAUGCUUGAAAAUGAGGAUCUUUUGCAAUCGAAGGUGUCUGAAGCAGCCUCUGUGCUUGCAUCUGCAAAGGCCGAAAAUCGUUGA